Messenger RNA from Drosophila willistoni, 808 nucleotides. Its product is annotated as uridine diphosphate glucose pyrophosphatase NUDT14. Bases 57 to 740 code for a protein of 227 amino acids. The transcript has a single exon. Gene Ontology annotation, biological process: nucleoside phosphate metabolic process; ribose phosphate metabolic process. NCBI's taxonomy places the organism in Eukaryota, Metazoa, Arthropoda, Insecta, Diptera, Drosophilidae. The record is from RefSeq and is a predicted model, not a curated record. Gene Ontology annotation, molecular function: UDP-sugar diphosphatase activity; metal ion binding.
UUAGGGUUGUCACCCAGCAUUCGGUGAAAUGUAUUUCAAAAUUUUAUUUGGGAAACAUGAGAAGGGCAUUAACGAGUAUACGUGGCAUGUGUAAAUCCCAUAAAGCCAUCAGAGAUAUAACAAAGAUUUGGGUUUCACCGCUGCCUCCAAAAUCCAAGUAUUUAUUGCCAUGUCGUUUUAAUUACAUAGAAAACGGUCGCGAAAAGCAUCGCGAUGUGGUACAAAUCAAGGAUGCGGUGAUGGUUUUGUUGUACAAUAAGUCACGGAACAAGUUGGUCUUUGUGCGCCAGUUUCGAGCAGCUGUAUAUCAUGGCGUUAUGAUGGGAAAUAACUUAAAAGUUCCUGAGGGGGAAGUCGAUUUGCAAAAGUAUCCUCCCGAACUGGGCGUUACUUUGGAAUUUUGCGCAGGUUUGGUGGACAAAGACAAGAGUCUCGAGGAAAUAGCACAGGAGGAAGUGCUUGAAGAAUGUGGCUACAACGUGGACGCAGCAUCCAUGCAGUUGGUCUACAAAUAUAGAUCUGGCAUAGGCACCUCUAGCGGUGGUUUGGUAUUAUUCUAUUGUGAGGUAUGUGAUGAGCAGAAAGUGUCUCAGGGUGGUGGCAUAAAUGAUGAGUUGAUUGAAGUGGUGGAGUUAUCCAUCAACCAGGUAAAGCAAAUGGUAAAAACAUGCUCCAGUUUUAAUGGCUCGCCCAGUGUUUUUGUUGGCAUUCUAUGGUUUUUAGCAAAUUUUAAUUGCUAGCCUCCCGCCAAAAUUUAAAUAGUGUGGCCAUGUAUUUUUGUGUCAAAAUAUAUCAAAUUGAAACCUGA